AUGGUCCUUCCCGGCGUUCUUGCGCUGCUUCUGAUGGGCUUUGCCGGCGUCAAUGCAGAUGCCGGUGUUGCCAUGUUUAUAAAUGGUUCUCUGUCCAGCUUGGGUUUGACCCCAGCCUGUGAACUUUCGCUGUACAAUAGCAUUGAGUGUGACCCGGGCGUAUCAUCCCUGGCCACUAGUUCCUAUGGGGGCAGCGUCGACAACGCUACGUUGACGUCUCUGGUCUGCCAGAGCACCUGCGGGACAUCAAUUGCCCAGCUGCAUGACUCUGUGGCGGCCAGCUGUAGUACCACUGCUGAAUUGGUCCCUGGCAUGCCCUUCCUUGCGCUGGUUGAUCAGGUCUGGAGCAACUGGAACGCAACUUGCUUUACCGAUCCCACAGCCAGUGAUAUCAUUGCGGCGUUUCCUGAUGUUGACGAUGUCACUGAUCUGCCUACUGCAGACCUGUGCUCGUAUUGCAACGUGCAACAGUUAGCCCUCCUCCAGGCGAACGCCUAUUCAGACGCCUACACUGAGGACUGGAAAUUAACUUACGAGGCCGUUGCACAGGCCUGUAACCUCACCGUAUCUGAUUUUGACCCGGUGCAGAGUGCCUUUAAUGUGACGGUCCCAGCUGUAGAGGUGGACUGCAUCUCCGGGAACACAUACACUACCAAGGAAGGCGAUACCUGUGACUCUAUCGCCCAGACCUAUGGCGUUUCUGCUGCCACCAUGUUCUAUAUCAACCCGAACAUCGUCAAUUGCUCAUCCAUCUGGACUGGCACUGAUCUCUGCCUGCCCCAGACUUGUAGCAGUAUCUAUACAGUCCAGGAUAAUGACACUUGCAGCACCGUUGCUGCCGACUAUGCCCUCCUCACAGUGGACAUCAUCAACUUUAACUCUCAACUCAACGUGAACUGCAGCAACCUGGUCGAUCCUGUCCCUUACUGGGGAUCGACCCUGUGUGUCUCCACUCCGGGAGGCCCAUACACUGGCCAGCCCCUCAACACCACCACCGAUGACAGUGGUAGUUCGAUUGUCAGUCCACCGGCAGGCAGCCCCGUGGCUACAGGCACAACGACCAACUGCGGCGCCUGGUUUGUCAACGAGGCUACCCUCAAUCUCACGUGCGCGCAGAUCUGUCUGUCCAACCUGAUCGCUAUCAAUCUCUUCACCGAGGCCAACCCAUCCUUGAACAAGACUACCUGUGACAGCGAUCUAGUAGGUGGUGCUGCCUAUUGCGUUGAUCCACUGCCCGGGUGGGACUUUGGAAAUUCCACCUCAACCACCACGACCACUUCGGUCCCGGCAGCGAGCACGCCAGAGGCUCCCACGCAGACGGGAAUCGCUUCCGACUGUAACAAGUACUACACUUCUCAAGAUGGCGACACUUGUGAUAAAGUAGCGGCCGAAUUCGGCAUCACCACCGCACAGUUCCUUGCCUGGAAUCCGGCUAUUUCUUCAGACUGCACGUCUGGGUUCUGGUUGGAAGAAGCAUACUGCGUCGGUGUGUCGUCCUCGACUACCGCCACCACCACGGCAGCCUCAACAACAACUACAGCAACCAAAGCAACAACGACUACUACCGUGACCCCCCUGCACCCACUCAAUCUGGUAUUCCCAGUGACUGUAAUAAGUACUAUGUGCCAGUGGGUAUGUCUAGCCACCAUUCUCUCUUCCCCUUCCCCCUCCCCAAUCCAUACUUCCUCGUGUAGAAAUGAACUAAUGUAUACAGACGGCGACAACUGUGCUACUGUGGCAGCCGACUUUGACAUCACCACCGCUCAAUUCCUUGCCUGGAAUCCGGCUAUCUCAUCAGAUUGCACGUCUGGGUUCUGGUUGGAAGAAGCAUACUGCGUCGGUGUGUCGUCCUCGACUACCGCCACCACCACGGCAGCCCCGACAACAACUACGACAACCAAAGCAACAAUCACUACUACCGUGUCACCCCCUGCACCAACCCAGUCCGGUAUUCCCAGUAACUGUAAUAAGUACUAUGUGCCAGUGGGUAUGUUUAACCACCCUUCUCUCUUCCCCCUUCCCCUUCCCCCUUCCCCUUCCCUCUUCCCCUUCCCUCUUCCAAUUUAUAUUCACUCAUAUGGGAACAAACUAAUAUAUACAGACGGUGACAACUGUGCUACUGUGGCGGCUGAAUUUGGCAUCACCACCGCUCAAUUCCUCGCCUGGAAUCCGGCUAUCUCGUCAGAUUGCACGUCUGGGUUCUGGUUGGAAGAAGCAUACUGUGUAGGGGUUUCAUCGUAG
Messenger RNA from Penicillium vulpinum, 2241 nucleotides. Its product is annotated as LysM peptidoglycan-binding domain-containing protein. The transcript has 3 exons. The coding region runs from base 1 to 2241 and encodes 746 amino acids. NCBI's taxonomy places the organism in Eukaryota, Fungi, Ascomycota, Eurotiomycetes, Eurotiales, Aspergillaceae. The record is from RefSeq and is a predicted model, not a curated record.